AUGGCCACCCGCCGUAUCAUCUCCCAAGAAAAAACCCUCCUCGACCAGCCCGACCCAAACUCCCUCUCAUCCUCCUCCCCAGCUCAAAAGUCCAACAUCACCCCCGCCGUCCCCUCAGCCGUCAUCUUCAAGCUCCUCGCCUUCACACUCGCCAUGAUGGUCGUACCUAUCGGGUCUUACUUUGCCACCGUCAACACUCUGUUCAAAGGCAACUCAACCUACGCCGGCGGCCUCGCAGCCAUUAUGGCAAACGUAGUCCUCAUAGGCUACGUCCUCGUAGCCAUGGCAGAGGACCAGUCCGACCGUCUAGAAGAGGAGAAGAAGCAAAAGCAAGAGGGGAAGAAGGAUCGUUGA
Podospora anserina S mat+ is the source of this 354-nucleotide messenger RNA. RefSeq lists its product as uncharacterized. Gene Ontology annotation, biological process: vacuolar proton-transporting V-type ATPase complex assembly. NCBI's taxonomy places the organism in Eukaryota, Fungi, Ascomycota, Sordariomycetes, Sordariales, Podosporaceae. The coding region runs from base 1 to 354 and encodes 117 amino acids. The transcript is spliced from 2 exons. Gene Ontology annotation, cellular component: endoplasmic reticulum membrane. The record is from RefSeq and is a predicted model, not a curated record.